Molecule: messenger RNA, 363 nt
Organism: Racocetra fulgida
Lineage: Eukaryota; Fungi; Glomeromycota; Glomeromycetes; Diversisporales; Gigasporaceae
Source: the annotation of a GenBank genome assembly
AUGUCAAAUAUUGAUCUCUAUGAUAUUGGUUCUUAUGAUCCUAAAAGUUCUGAUCAUGAUAGCACUAAUGCCUCAACAUCUCAAACAUCUAACAUAGUAUAUAAUGAGUGUUCACAAGAAUAUAGUAUAAAAACAUCAACAGGGGUUUUAGCUAAACAUUUAAAUAAAAAACAUAAUCGUAAUAUUACUUUGAAACCAAGAAGAUUUUUAGUUCAAAAACCUUAUAGUAAAGAUGAUAAUACAUGUAUAGAAGAAUGUAAAAGUUCCAUAUUAGAUUUCUUUGUUGGUGAUCAAAUUCCAUUCAAUACUGCAGAAAGCAGGUGGUUUCGUAAGAUGACAAGUACACUUGAUCUAAGGUAUUAA